AUGGGCAUUAUUGUGGGUGACACUACUUUUUCCGUGAAGGUGAUCGAGAAUGCGGUGGUGUAUGCAGAAGAACCAUGGAGUGAUCACUGGGUACCAUUUACAAACUUUGAUUUGUUGGUGCCACCUGUUGAUACCGGCUCUAUCUUCUACUACAAGGAACCCUCCCAUGGUAGUUUCGCCGAAAUAAUAGACGCCCUCAAAGCUUCGCUAUCUCAAGUUCUUACACUCUUCCCGCCCCUCGCUGGCAAGAUAGAAUGGAAUGGAGAGGCAGGAGAGAAUCAAUUUCACUGCAACAAUCAAGGUGUUGACUUUGUUGUCGCUGUAGCUGACGUGGAGCUCAAGGAACUCAACUUUUACAAUCCGGAUGAAUGUGUUGAGGGUAAACUAAUGCCCAAGAACAAACGUGGGAUCAUGUCCAUCCAGGUAACAAAGCUAAGCUGCGAUGGAAUAGUUAUAGGUUUUGCAAAUGAUCAUCGCAUAGUUGAUGGGUACUCUGCAAACAUGUUCAUGUCAGCAUGGGCCGACAUUACUCGAUCUAAAACCACAUCUAUACGUCCUUCGUUUGAGAGGUCUCACCUGAAACCAAGAUCCCCAACCACUUAUUCACCGUUGAUUGAUGAUGUAUUUGCUCUGUUUCAACCACCAUCCAACCCAACUAAGGAUAUAAAUGAUGUCGGUGAUGACUAUAUAGUUGUUAAUCGGCUUUACUACAUUAAAGGGGAACAACUUAUAAAGCUACAAAUGUUGGCUAGCGAAAAUGGGAUUAAGAGGUCAAAGAUAGUUGCGUUCGCUUCUUUCUUGUGGAAGCAAGUCGCAUUGAGCAUGGAAGAAUCUGGAAAACAUAGUGAAGCAUGCAACGUGGUUGUUUCUGUCGAUGGAAGGAGAAGGUUGGGUGAUGGAGGGGAUGAUGAGAAAGGAAAACUAAUGGCCUCACACUUUGGCAAUGUUUUAUCAAUGCCAUUUGGGUCGAAAAAACCACAGGAGUUAAAGGAGAUGUCAUUGAGCAAUGUAGCAACAGAGGUAUACGAGUUCUUGCAGACUGCUACUACGAAAGAGCAUUUCUUGGAUAUAAUAGAUUGGGUGGAAGAACAACGACCACGACCACUAAUAUCAAAGGCGUUUGUCGGGGGAGGGAUGUCAUUCUCAGUUUCAGCAGGACAAAGGUUUGAGACCAUGGACGCGAUAGAUUUUGGUUGGGGUAAAGUGACACUCGGAUCAUGCCAUGUCCCGUCCGGUAGGAAAGAUUGUUUUGUGAUGACAAUGGGUAGUCCAAUAAACAACGAGGAUUGGGUCGUCUUUAUGCAUAUGCCAAAAAAGCAUUUGAACUAUGUUGAGACAGAAGCUAGUCAUGUGUUUAAGCCCUUGACUGCUGAUUACCUCAACGUUUAA
Messenger RNA from Erigeron canadensis, 1389 nucleotides. RefSeq names its product coniferyl alcohol acyltransferase-like. Lineage: Eukaryota; Viridiplantae; Streptophyta; Magnoliopsida; Asterales; Asteraceae. Gene Ontology annotation, molecular function: acyltransferase activity, transferring groups other than amino-acyl groups. The record is from RefSeq and is a predicted model, not a curated record. The transcript is spliced from 3 exons. Bases 1 to 1389 code for a protein of 462 amino acids.